This is a messenger RNA of Symbiodinium pilosum, 289 nucleotides long. The record is from the annotation of a GenBank genome assembly. Lineage: Eukaryota; Dinophyceae; Suessiales; Symbiodiniaceae.
GUAUUCCAAGAAGUACCGCACGAAGGGCAGACCCGGCAUCGCCCGCUACCUUGUGAACUUCAAGCGUGGAGACUACGUCGAUAUCGUGGCAGAUCCCUCCAUCCAGAAAGGCUUGCCCUAUUCCCUCUAUCAUGGACGCACCGGCAUCGUGUUCAACGUCAACCUCAACGCUUUGGGCGUAGAGAUCACCAAGAUUGUGGGAAACCGCCAGCUGCGAAAGCGUAUCCAUGUGCGCAUUGAGCACGUGCGCAAGUCUCGCUGCAACGAGGCUCCGUGCUCGGGAAGCUAG